This is a messenger RNA of Antechinus flavipes (yellow-footed antechinus), 1198 nucleotides long. RefSeq lists its product as uncharacterized. The transcript has 5 exons. Lineage: Eukaryota; Metazoa; Chordata; Mammalia; Dasyuromorphia; Dasyuridae. The record is from RefSeq and is a predicted model, not a curated record. The coding region runs from base 1 to 897 and encodes 298 amino acids.
AUGGAGAAUUCACAGGAUGGAGGUCCUAGGAGAACCAACCAAUCAGAAGAAGUGGCAGGAAGUCUGCUCAGUGUGAGAAGUCCAACAGUGGAAAACACCUCCAGGGUGAGGAGGCUUCUGUGGCAUGAGAGGGAAAGUCUGGUGCCUGGAGAGGUCCAGAGCACUCAGUUCAUGGAAUUCUCAGAAGUGGAGAAUCAGGAUGACUUCUACACUCUGGGAGCUGGAUACAUCCAUGUUCAGGACCAGCAGGGAGCUUAUGUGAUGUAUGACUGUGCCUUACGUGAUCUGGAGGAACUGGAGAGCCAGCUACUGCUCAUAGUGAGCCAUUACAUCGAGAAAGAAAAAAGCCACAAAAGGGGUAAUGAAUCCAGGAGCAGCAGUCUCCCAGAAUGGGCCCAUGCAAGCGUGGAUCGAUUUGCAGUGCUGUUUGACGUAUGGACUUGGGAGGCUACUUUUCUAGAAAACAAACGCCAGCUUCUUGACAGUUACUUUGAAGCUUAUCAACAUGUCUUUGAUCAGGAAGAGAGAACUGCCUUGGCCCAGGUGAUAACAGACAUCAUGCACCAUCGCCCCCGGUUUGAUUUUAGCCAUCCUUAUUUCGAGAAUGCCUACAGGGCUGAAUGCAUCAACUUGAGGCUUCAUCUACAGCUGGUGAGGGACAUAGUCAACAGACAUGUGAGUAGAACCUGUUUAGUAAACAAUAACCAGAGAGGAAGAGGUGAAGUCAGCCUAGUGAAUGGCCUUUUCUACUCAUGGAUAAUCCUGGAUAUCUUUUCGCCAGAAGACCCGAGAACCCUUUACACUUAUUCUCAGUGCUUAUUUGCAAAACUUAAUUUCGUGCAUCAUGGCUUAAUGAAUAGAAAGCUGAUCUUGCAGUCCAGAAGAUCUGGAUCCUAGUCCCCUCUCAGAAACUUAAUAGGACAAGUUACUAACUUCUUAGUGCUCCAGCAAUUUUCUCUAUAGAUGAUCCUCAAGGGUCUGUCCUAGUCCUUCUCCCCUUCAUUUUUUUUAAAAUUUUAUGUAUUUAUUUUAAUGCACAUUGCUUUAUGAAUUGUGUUAGGAGAGGAAAAUCAGAACAAAAAGGGAAAACCAAGGGAGAGGGGAAAAAAACAGAAAAAUUACUGUUUACAUUCAAUCUUCACAGUUCUUUUCUGGAUGCAUAUGAAGUUUUCUAUCCAAAAUUUAUUGGGAUUGCCUU